This is a messenger RNA of Neurospora tetrasperma FGSC 2508, 219 nucleotides long. RefSeq lists its product as uncharacterized. The record is from RefSeq and is a predicted model, not a curated record. The transcript has a single exon. The annotation marks the transcript as partial. NCBI's taxonomy places the organism in Eukaryota, Fungi, Ascomycota, Sordariomycetes, Sordariales, Sordariaceae.
UCCGCGGCCGCUUCCUCUAUCCUUUUAAUAAAGAAGCCCAGCGGCAGUAUCUAUAUUUAUAUAAACUAUUAUAAUAUUAAUAAUAUAAUAUUAAAAAUAUAUUACCUAUUAUUAUUAAUUAAAAAGACCUUUAAUAUUAUUUACCGAAUAAAGAUUUUUAUUAAGUUUAAUAUUAUUACUAUUUUUAAUAGGAUCCGUAUAAAAGAAGGGUAUAAGUAA